Molecule: messenger RNA, 1986 nt
Organism: Alnus glutinosa
Lineage: Eukaryota; Viridiplantae; Streptophyta; Magnoliopsida; Fagales; Betulaceae
Product: D-3-phosphoglycerate dehydrogenase 1, chloroplastic-like
Exons: 5
Coding region: 67-1875 (602 amino acids)
Biological process (GO): L-serine biosynthetic process
Cellular component (GO): chloroplast stroma
Molecular function (GO): NAD binding; phosphoglycerate dehydrogenase activity
Source: RefSeq, a predicted model, not a curated record
CCAAUUCCAAUUCUAAAUCCCGACACAUCCACUCAGAAACAGAGGAACGGAGACAUAGCUACUGAAAUGGCGGCUGCAUCCCCAUGGAACCUCAUGUUUACAAAACCUCUAAACAAAAGUAGACGACUUUCAACUUGCUCUCUCUCAUGGAGGCUCUCUCCCCCCUCUCCAUUCGCCGUUUCCCCUCUUUGCAGCCGCCCCAGAAAUGCCAAGUCCUUCGUAGUAGUGGCCAUGAUGGACGCCAAGCCCACAGUCCUCGUGGCCGAAAAGCUCGGAGACGCGGGUCUCCAACUCUUGAAGAAAUUCGCCAACGUGGACUGCUCCUACAACCUGAGCCCCGAGGAGCUCUGCACCAAGAUCUCUCUCUGCGACGCCUUGAUAGUCCGGAGUGGCACCAAGGUCACACGUGAGGUGUUCGAGUCCUCGGGCGGCCGACUCAAGGUGGUGGGUCGUGCCGGUGUUGGAAUCGAUAAUGUUGAUCUGUCGGCGGCCACGGAACACGGGUGCCUAGUGGUUAAUGCUCCCACCGCCAAUACAAUUGCGGCCGCUGAGCAUGGGAUUGCUUUGCUUACUGCCAUGGCCCGUAAUAUCGCUCAAGCUGAUGCCUCCAUCAGAGCUGGGAAGUGGCAGAGAAAUAAAUAUGUUGGGGUGUCGCUGGUGGGAAAAACCCUUGCCAUUAUGGGGUUCGGAAAGGUUGGAUCAGAAGUUGCCCGGCGUGCCAAGGGACUUGGCAUGCAAGUGAUUUCUCAUGAUCCAUACGCCCCUGCAGACCGUGCCAUUGCAAUUGGCGUAGAGUUGGUGACCUUUGAUGAAGCCUUAACAAGAGCAGAUUUCAUCUCCAUGCACAUGCCUCUCACUCCUGCUACCUCAAAAAUGUUCAAUGAUGAUUCUUUCUCUAAGAUGAAAAAGGGAGUUCGAAUUGUCAAUGUUGCUCGUGGCGGUGUGAUUGAUGAGGAGGCUCUACUUAGGGCCCUGGAUUCUGGUAUUGUUGCUCAGGCAGCACUUGAUGUUUUUACAGAAGAGCCUCCACCGAAUGAGAGUAAGUUGGUCCAGCAUGAAAAUGUAACUGUAACUCCUCAUCUUGGUGCUAGCACUAUGGAAGCUCAGGAAGGUGUGGCUGUUGAAGUAGCUGAAGCUGUUGUUGGGGCAUUGAAAGGGGAGCUUGCUGCUACUGCUGUGAAUGCGCCCAUGGUUUCUGCUGAGGUUUUAUCAGAACUUGCACCAUUUGUUGCACUGGCAGAAAAGCUUGGCAGACUAGCUGUGCAACUGGUUGCAGGUGGUGGUGGUGUGAAAUCAGUGAAGAUUACAUAUGCUUCUGCCAGAGGUCCAGAUGAUCUUGAUACCCGGCUGCUCCGUGCUAUGGUUACCAAGGGUCUGAUUGAGCCUAUCUCCAGUGUUUUUGUGAACUUGGUGAAUGCUGACUUCACUGCAAAACUGAGAGGACUAAGACUAACAGAAGAGCGAAUCAUGUUGGAUGGCUCACCCGAGAGUCCACUUGCGUUCAUCCAGGUUCAUAUUGCCAAUGUAGAAUCAAAAUUUGCCAGUGCAAUUGCUGAGUCUGGUGAGAUUACAGUUGAGGGAAGGGUGAAGGACCGGAAACCUCAUUUGACAAAGGUGGGAUCAUUUAGUGUUGAUGUCAGCCUGGAAGGCAGCCUUAUUCUGUGCAGGCAGGUUGAUCAACCAGGUAUUAUUGGAAAGGUUGGGAGCAUCUUGGCUGAGGAUAAUGUAAAUGUGAGCUUCAUGAGUGUUGGAAGGACUGCUCCUAAAAAACAAGCAGUCAUGACCAUUGGCGUGGAUGAGGAACCAAGCCCAGAGGCUCUGAAGAAAAUUGGGGUUAUUCCUGCCAUUGAAGAGUUUGUUCUCCUCAAGUUGUAGCUUAGCCAAUAUCAUCGUAUUCUUGUAAUUGUGUCUGCUGCCUAGUUAUGAAGAAAGUUGGUAUAGAAUAUUCCCUUUCAAUUAAAUUGGCUUUUUUAUAUCUCUAGUUAA